AUGCAACAUCACUUUACAAUACUGGAAUCAAAGGUUUCUAAAAUUAGUGAUAACCAGUAAACGGUGCGUUGGGAUUUGAAAUUUAUGAACCAUGCAACACGCGUACAGGUUAAAAAAAAUAUCUAGAUUGCAUAUCUAUGUAUGUACUGAUUUCCCAGAGAUAAGGUAGAUAAUAUUCAACAUCUAUGUAAGAGGAUAAAGUUAGGACAGCAUUAUCUACCUGUUUAUCGCAACUUGAUGGAAAUUGCGCCAAUCCGCAUCUUGAUAUUUUGGCUUGGGGUGAAGUUAUAUAUUCUCACGUUAACUCACAGAUAUCUUAUUACUUUCACUGUACUUACGAACUUAACGAUCUCUUUGAAGUUUUCAAAUUCUUGUAUUAGUCCAAAAUUUAGCCUUUUCUUUCCUUACGUUUUUCAGCCUCUUUUUGCAGAUUAAAAAAUUUAACAUAGCCUAUUAUUUCAUCGUUGUCUCUCUUUAUCAUGAUCAGUUCAAUAAAUAACAACAAAGUCUUUGUGAAGUUCUUCCUUAGUUACAGUGCAUUGUAUUUUGUCGUUUGAUUAGUUCAGGUAGUCCAGCUGCGUGUAUCUAGCGGCGGCAGCGGGACUACCGUAAGGCCUUACAACAGAGUAUGGUUAAUUAUUUUAACUGGAAGCCAAUUCGACCCCAGAGGUGACUUAGCGAGAUUAAAAAGAACUAAGCUACUGUCCUUUGAUGGCAAGGGUGGCCUGCACGCAAGCAACUGGGUUUAUCUAUUACUCCUUGCUCAAAAGAAUGGAAAUUACGUACGUAUUUCUGUACACAUAACACUGAGUGAAAAAAUAAAUAGAUAAAUAUACGCUCAAAAUCAUAAAACCGAAUGAAUUAAAUGCUUGCUCUAUUUCUUUCUCACAAUAUAACUCCAAACUUUCUAAAAGAAUGAUAAACCUGGCCGAGUGACAACAUUUUAUUCGCCAUGGCAGUGACUACGAGCGAUUUUGAGAGUUCAUCAUUAAUACCAACAGGUGUCUAUAUGGACUUUCCAUUAUCAUUAUUUUCUUGAUCUGCCAAUUGGUCUUCCAUAAUAGGAUAAUUAGUGUGCAGAAAAUGCUUUGUUUUCGUAGUCAAGGGGCACAUAUAAUGAAACUCCGCGUUGCUUACUCCAUGCAGUGAAUAGCAGCGUGUAGAUCGAGAGCCUGUGUCUUGGAACCAAAGAACAGUAAAGCAGGUAAUUUUUAAAAUCUGCAAUUUUUUUUUGAUGUAACUGCACAGGUUCCAUUAAUUAAAUGUCCUCGUGUAUUAUUGGACACGAUCCAGAAGGAUUCUAGUCAUUACCGAAAAAGGUAUGGAUCUGUUAUACAGCAAACUCACCCAAACCUCAACUUUAUGCAAAUUAACUGAUUCGCCUGUUUCACAGAAGUAGAGAGUAUGAAUAUUUUACAUGUAGUUUAACAUGCUCUAUGAAAGCUGUUAAAACGUUACACAGUUUAAGCACGUACUUGACUACGGUUUUCCAUGAAUGUAUUUCAAUAAAUUAUUUUUCAGCUCAGUUGAAUCUAGUAAAGAGGAUAAAUGACUCUGUAAAAGAAAAAAAUUAACUGUUGUUUCUUUAUCACUAAAUCAGCUUGAAGCUAAGAUAAGGUACUGUGGAAAUAUUAAGAAAGCUUAUCUGACCAGGUCAAAAACUUUCUCCCAUAGACAUUGUUUUAAAAAUGGGAUCAGCUAAUUUUCUUGAGACCUCAUAACGUAGUCAUUUUGGGGUUUGGCGACAUUUAGAAAAUGAAAAUCAACAAAAAUAUGAAAUGCCUUUGUUGUUUAGAAAGCAUAAACAGACUAACAAGGUAAGAGUCACCCCCUACGUAAUGAUGAAUCGAAGCUUUUGACAAUUGUCACGAAAUUCAUUGAAACAGUUGAAUAAUUCUCUCGUUAACCAGUUUAAAGCUUAGACUAAGAAAAAUUCAUGCACCGAGCACGUCCACGAAAAUUAUUUCAAUUUACUGAUAUUUUUCCUUUCUUAUUUCUUGUGUUAAAGCAGCCCUAACUAAUUUUUCCAAAAUGCAAAUUAGCUGAAAAACUGCCAUUGUCUCAAGGAGCCUUUUCAAUAUGAAACUUUCAAAAUUUAAUAUCGACGAAACAAGAGCUGAAGUGACUUUCAUAUUAUAAAGAUUUCGUCAGCUUAGGUAACUUACUCCAACAUUCCAACAGUAAAUUGUGUUUCAAACGAUUUCAAAAAGUGACGUUGAGCAUGUCAAUCAAGCUUUUUAACGAUGACACCAGCUUUUUGAUGACUGACAUUCAAAUUAAAUGAAAUUAUAUGCAAGUAUCUUUAUGUAGAGAAAUUAUGCAAGUAUCUUAAAAAAGAGAAAUUAUGCAUUUAUCUUCAUAAAGAAGAAUUAUGCAAGCAUCUUUUCAUAGGGAAAUUAUGCAAGUGUAUUUAUAUAGAGGAAUUAUGCAUGUAUCUAUAAAGAUGAAUUAUGCAAGCAUCUUUUCAUAGAGAAAUUAUGUAAGUAUCCUACUAAAAAGGAAUUGUGCAAGUAGCUUUAUAAAGAGGAAUUAUGCCUGUAUCUUCAUAAAGAGAAAUUAUGCAAGUAUCUUUUUAAAGAGGAAUAAUGCAAGUCAAUGUUGCCACAUAAGGUCGCCGCCAAAUCCUCUUCUUCUUUCCUGUUAACAAGAAUAAAUCUAUGUUACGACUAGCGGAUUGACUGACUGACUGACAGACCAAUUUACUGAACGACUGACUGAAUGGCUGACUGACUAACAGACUGCCUGAUCGACUGACUGACUGACCAACCGACAGAUCGAUUGAUUGACUGACCGAUCCAUCUACUAACUGACCGACUAACCGACCAACUGACCGACUGACCAACUGACUGACUGACCGACCUACCGAUCGAUUGACUGACUAACUGACUGACUGUUUGACUGACUGUCUGCCUUCGAACUGACUAACUGAUUGAUCGACGGAUCCACUGACUGACUGACCAACCGACAGACCCACUGACCAACAGACCUUUGACCGACUAACUGACUGCGCAACUGACUGGCCAACUGAUCGAAAGACUAACCGACAGACUGACCGACUUGCUAGUUUGGCGUUGACGGAUUUAUUGACUCGUUUCAUUAGCAGAGAACAGUAAUGGCGACUUGGUUUAAGUUAUUGCUGGCUCUUUUCAUUGGUCUCGCUGCUUUUAAAUUCCGAGUGACUCUAGCGAAAUCAAACGCAUCCGAAUCAAAUGAUGAUGAUGAAAAGGAAAACCUAACCAUUGCCUGGAUUUACAAGCCUCCCUACAUAAGAGGACCUGACAACAGUUCCUUGGACAAUCAAGCUCAUGGAAUAAUACGAGAUGCCAUAUUAAGACACAUACAAUGGGAUUGUAGCGGAUUCUUUGGCAAUCACUAUGAAAUAAUGACCCUUAGAGCUGACAGUGAAUCUGGCAUGAUACAAUUGCUGAAGCAAAACAAAGUCCAUAUAGCAGUUCCUUUAUUCGAACAACAAAACAAUCAAAAGUACUCUGAAUUUAUCUUUUUCAAAUUAUUGGAUUAUCCUGGUACGGAAUACAUAACUUUGGCCGACGAUGAAAACAACGACGCUCUUGAUGUCGUUUUUGAUUCUGUAUUGAAGUCUUGGCCAUUGCUCGCCGUCACCAUGAUCUUUACGGCCAUUGCUGGAAUCAUCAUGUGGGCACUGGUAAGAUUCAGAUCAUACCUACAGCUGUCCUGCGAGAUAAAUUUGAUUUCAUGGUUGCAGAAUUAAAAUGGUCACACAUAUCCAUUUAUCUUCAAGUCAGUCUCUUUUAAUAAACUUCAAGGGCUUUUUUUGAACUGAAAAAAUGGAACCAGAUGCUGCCGAAAAGGUGCUUUAGGUUUAUCCCAAACUCGUAUAUUAAGCAGCCGUGAUCUCAUCCAAUAUAUCUCUCUAAACUAGUCAACAGAACGGAAAACAAUUUUGCCUACCCAUCCAUUUACAAUCAGAUGUUAUAAAAUGAUCAUUUGCAGUGCUCAAUGUUAAAAAGGAUAGGAAUGGCAUUCUUAUGAUUACAUGGAGAUGUGACUGGGAAAAAGACAUAAAACUUCAUUCGUAACUUUUUUUGUACUACCAGGAUACGUACUGGAAUGGCAAAGAAUUUCCACGUUCAUUCAUCAGAGGCUCAUGGGAUGGAUUUUGGUGGUCCUUUAUUUCUAUGACCACUGUAGGGUAAGCUGUCUGAGUGGUCAAAAUGUGGUAGUUUCGUUCUCUAUUGCAGCACAAUCGCAGAGUCGUCCACGCGUCUUAUGCUCAUUCGUGGUAAAGCUCCAUAGGUUUGUUUUCUAGCCAGGUCACCGUCCUACGAGUGCAAAUAAAAUCAUCGCUGAUUCCUCUUUUCUUUUGUAUCUUUUUAUUUGCCAAGGUAUGGAGACAAGGCACCCAAGUCGGCCAUGGCUCGUAUUUUCUCUGUCGUCUGGAUCUUAUUUGGCCUCAUAGCUAUGGCAAUUUUCAUGGCAAAUGUCACCACUGCAUUGACAGCUCUCUCCCUGCAACUUGAACCAACCAGCCUUCGUGGUGUUCAAGUUAGUUUGAAAAAAUAUCAAUCAAUAGAAGUUAACUCUUUCGUUUGUUUAGUUACCAAUAAUAAUACGGGUCAAAAUAUUCCUUAUGACUAACAUAGAAUGUUCCAGUAAUUGUCAAUAUGAUUCUUCAAUUAUCUUUUUACCGGAGGUAGCUUUAAUUUAUUUAAAGCAGUAUAAUUGUUAUUCUACUGAAUGACACUAAUUCAUUCCGCGAAAAUUCUAUCUGUAAAUGAAAUCUUUUAUCGUGCGAAUAAAAGAUUAGUUAUUAUCUUUACAUACUCCCAAUCUUUUUAUUAAGUGGUAUCUUUGGCAGACAGAAGUUUUGUCUUUUCCGUAAACCCGGAAGGCACGGUUCGAAAAUUUCCCCUGAGGGCUUCAUAAGACUUGGCAGGGGCGAGAAAAAGACUCUUCUCGUUUUACCAAAGUUUUAGGAGUUUGCGCAAGUUGUCCCUCAGUAACUUCUCAUAAUUGAACAUUAUUAUGUUUUAACAUUGAACUAAAGAUAAUUAUGUUCUGAACAUAAUUCUGUUUUAACAUAAUUAUGUUUUAACAUUUUUUCAGGUUGGAGUGAUAGGAAAUGGAACAGAAUAUCAGCAUGCACUGAAAGAAGACGCACAUCCAAAAAGUAAUGAAUGCAUGUACAAACUGAGAGAGCAUUGUGAAAUAAGGAAAGGGGAAGAUAUAACAUAAUAGUAAAUCAUUUGGUGUGUGUGUGUGUGUGUGUGUGAUAUGUUUUCUCGUUAUCGGUUUUGUUUGUUUUAUUUUCUCAGUCUACAACAACAUCGAUGAUGCUGUCGAUGCACUCAAAUCAAAAGAGGUCAAGGGAAUGUUACUAGAUCGCUAUACAGCCUCCUAUUACCAGAAAAGAGACAAACUUAAAACUCUUCUCGCUGUGAAGAAGUUAGACUUGCAGAGGGACGUAGGAGUUCUAUUCAAUGAGAACAAACGAGAACUUGCUGAAUGCCUACAAAAUUACCAUCGCUCCGCCAUUUGGAGAUCAAUGCAAACCUUGACUUCGUUUUACGAGGUACCUAGUCUAACGUAAUGUUUCCAUAACGCAACGUUACUCUACAGUUUAAAAGUAUCUUUCACGUACACGUGCAUGAAAGGUAAAACAUCUCUCCUUUGUUUAAUCGUCUCAGUCUACAAGUUCUUUCGCAUCAAUUGAAAAAUGACAUCCUUAAACAACAAAAAAUAAUGCACAUAUGUUUAAUUAACCUUGUCACAUCAAGGACUUUCAGCAUUUCAGUUAUUCAUUAAAGGGAGCUAGGGCGUUUCAGUCCCGCCCAUAAAAUGUGGGGCAAAAAAAAAAACUACAGACAACUCCGUCUAAUCUAAUUGCUAUUACAUUUAGGAAGGUUCUGGUGCGUUAGUCUCUUAAUUUCUGUGUACCCUGAAAGAGUGGAAACAGAGGUUUGAUAUAACACUGUCCCAUUUAACCUAAUGGAAAGAGGUUCAAAGUAGGGCAAGGCAGCCAAAAAAAAAAGGAUGAAAAUAACAGUGCUGUUAUCUAGUUUGAGAGCUCCAAGAACUCGUGAAAGUCAUAUUUAUGAGUUCACAUUGGAACAAUGGGAAAUUUCCAUACGACGGUUAGUUAAUAAUUUAGCGUUACGGAUGGUCAGGUGCUUAAAAAACCUUGAAACAUAAAACAUAGAAAUCUAUCGGAUUUUCAAGAAAUCAUCUCUACCAACUAUGACAAGCGCUCCACUGGAUCGUCUUAGAGUAGCUUAAAAGGUAUGUGGUGAAUUAUAGAAAUGUACAAAUUCCAUGUACUUAAAUAGAAGCGAUCCUCGCAGUUAUGAACACUACUGAACUAGUAGUUGAAAUAAGGCCUGAAAAAAAAUUCAGGCCCACAGGGGAUUUGAACCCAUGACCUUUGUGAUACUGGUGCAGCGCUCUAUCAAUGGUAUCGCAGAGGUCAUGAGUUCAAAUCGUUUCUUCAACCGCAGUGCACAUAUAUGAUUUUCUUAUAUUUACAGUCAUUAUUCUAUGUACUUGUUUUCCAUUUUUAUUUAGUUUGAGCACCAGACGUCUUCAAAAAGCUUCAAUCUGUUUGAUGAUACCUCACCAUUUGUUAAGUACUUGAUGUAUAUAUCACUUGGACUAUUGGUUCUAAUGCUUCUUAUUGGACUUGCGUGGGACAUAUUAUUGAGAAAGAAAGGAAAAGGGAAGCAAAAUACCGUAAUAGGUAAGUAUCUAUAGCAUUAUUUAUGAUAGAUAAGUUCUCAAUCGAUUAUCCUAAUGAGUCUAUUUAUUAUUACUUUUAUUAGUAUUAUUAUGGAUUUAAUACUAUCAUUUUUAUUAUCCUUUUUAUUAUUGUUUGAAGUAGCACGUUUAUUGACCGACUGACGAUUCGAUAGAGGGCUUGGGCCACUGACGAAAUAGCAGAUCUGCCAAAGCUCGGGAUGAGAAAAGAAAUAUACUGGUUCAGAGCCUCAAUAGAGUUGUUCAUUUAAUCAUCAUCAUCGUUCACUGAAAUUUCUCAAACCUGGUGAACCGGCAUACUUUGAUACGAUAUCAUUUCGAAGUUCCAUGAGUUAUAUUUGAACAGCGGAAUGAGUUUAAAUACACGCCAUUCUUAGAUUCAAAAAUGCCAACAUCCUUUUUCAUUCCAUCUAGCAGCGGCCAUGGAUGAUAGCUGGGAAAUGACAACCAAAGGAGAUACAAUACGUGCCGACCUUGAAACAACGCGAGUUCUUCUUCGUCAAGCAUUGGAACAAUUUGACCAGCUGGAAUCCAAAGUCUCGAAGCUGAAACUGGUCUAA
Messenger RNA from Pocillopora meandrina, 7289 nucleotides. NCBI's taxonomy places the organism in Eukaryota, Metazoa, Cnidaria, Anthozoa, Scleractinia, Pocilloporidae. The record is from the annotation of a GenBank genome assembly.